Molecule: messenger RNA, 2773 nt
Organism: Brassica napus (rape)
Lineage: Eukaryota; Viridiplantae; Streptophyta; Magnoliopsida; Brassicales; Brassicaceae
Product: sucrose synthase 2
Exons: 14
Coding region: 80-2593 (837 amino acids)
Biological process (GO): sucrose metabolic process
Molecular function (GO): sucrose synthase activity
Source: RefSeq, a predicted model, not a curated record
UCCUCGUUCGCCACUUCUCAUCAUGUUACAGGGACCAUAAAAAUGGCGUAUUUCUUCAGCCCCGGGUAUAAAUACACACAUGAUCCUGUGGUGGUUUCUUCCACAAGUUACAUCUCCUUCUGGUUUUUGUAUUGCAAGUGUUUGUGUUUUUUGCCUCCGAGAGAAAAUCAUGCCGACCGGUAGGUUCGAGACGAUGCGUGAAUGGGUCCACGACGCCAUCUCUGCUCAACGCAAUGAGCUCCUCUCUCUUUUUUCCAGAUACGUAGCUCAGGGGAAAGGGAUACUGCAGUCCCACCAGCUGAUUGACGAGUUCCUCAAGACUGUGAAAGUGGAUGGAACUACAGAAGAUCUUAAGAAUCGUCCCUUCAUGAAAGUUCUGCAGUCUGCAGAGGAAGCCAUAGUUUUGCCUCCCUUUGUUGCGCUGGCGAUUCGUCCCAGACCUGGUGUUAGAGAAUAUGUCCGUGUGAAUGUCUACGAGCUGAGCGUAGACCAUUUAACUGUUUCUGAGUAUCUUCGGUUCAAGGAAGAGCUCGUUAAUGGCCAUGCCAAUGGGAAUUAUCUUCUCGAGCUUGAUUUUGAACCGUUCAACGCAACGUUUCCUCGUCCAACUCGGUCAUCAUCUAUUGGGAAUGGGGUUCAGUUCCUCAACCGUCACCUCUCGUCAAUCAUGUUCCGUAACAAAGACAGCUUGGAGCCUUUGCUUGAGUUUCUCCGCACUCACAAACAUGACGGCCGUGCCAUGAUGCUGAAUGAUCGAAUACAGAACAUCCGCACACUUCAGGAAGCUUUGGCGAGGGCAGAGGAGUUCCUCUCUAAACUUCCUUUGGCUACACCAUACUCUGAAUUCGAAUUUGAACUACAAGGGAUGGGAUUUGAGAGGGGAUGGGGUGACACGGCACAGAAGGUUUCAGAAAUGGUGCAUCUACUUCUGGACAUACUCCAGGCACCUGAUCCUUCUGUCUUGGAGACGUUUCUUGGAAGGAUUCCUAUGGUGUUCAAUGUUGUUAUUUUGUCUCCGCAUGGCUACUUUGGCCAAGCCAAUGUCUUGGGUCUUCCUGAUACUGGUGGACAGGUUGUCUACAUUCUUGAUCAAGUACGUGCUUUGGAAAGCGAGAUGCUCCUUAGGAUACAGAAGCAAGGACUGGAUGUUACUCCAAAGAUUCUCAUUGUAACAAGGUUGAUACCAGAAGCAGAAGGAACAACAUGCAACCAGAGGUUAGAAAAAGUAAGCGGUACAGAACACACACAUAUUCUACGAAUACCGUUUCGGACUGAAAAGGGCAUUCUUCGCAAGUGGAUCUCGAGGUUUGAUGUCUGGCCAUACCUGGAGACUUUCGCAGAGGAUGCAUCAAAUGAAAUUGCUGCGGAGUUGCAAAGUGUGCCAAAUCUCAUCAUUGGAAACUACAGUGAUGGGAAUCUCGUGGCUUCAUUGUUAGCUUGUAAGCUAGGCGUGAUACAGUGCAAUAUUGCUCAUGCUUUGGAGAAAACCAAGUAUCCAGAGUCUGACAUUUACUGGAGAAACCAUGAAGAUAAGUAUCAUUUUGCAAGUCAGUUCACUGCGGACCUAAUUGCCAUGAAUAAUGCUGAUUUCAUCAUCACCAGCACAUACCAAGAGAUCGCUGGAAGCAAAAACAAAGUUGGGCAAUACGAGAGCCACACAGCUUUCACCCUUCCUGGUCUUUACAGAGUUGUUCAUGGAAUCAAUGUCUUUGAUCCCAAGUUUAAUAUAGUCUCUCCAGGAGCUGAUAUGACCAUUUACUUCCCAUAUUCUGACAAGGAAAGAAGACUCACUGCCCUUCAUGAGUCAAUUGAAGAACUCCUGUUUAGCAGCGAACAGAAUGUUGAGCAUGUUGGUUUUCUUAGCGACCAGUUGAAGCCAAUCAUUUUCUCCAUGGCCAGACUUGAUAGAGUGAAAAACUUGACUGGGCUAGUUGAGUGCUAUGCCAAGAACAGCAAGCUGAGAGAGGUUGCGAACCUCGUUGUAGUUGGUGGCUACGUGGACGUGAAUCAGUCCAGGGACAGAGAGGAAAUGGCUGAGAUACAAAAGAUGCACAGCCUAAUCAAGCAGUAUGGUUUACACGGUGAGUUCAGGUGGAUAGCUGCUCAAAUGAACCGUGCUCGGAACGGUGAGCUUUACCGUUAUAUCGCAGACACUAAAGGUGUUUUUGUUCAGCCUGCUUUCUAUGAAGCGUUUGGGCUCACAGUUGUGGAAUCAAUGACUUGUGGGCUCCCAACGUUUGCUACAUGUCAUGGUGGACCUGCGGAGAUCAUCGAGAAUGGAGUUUCUGGCUUCCACAUCGACCCUUAUCAUCCAGAACAGCUUGCAACUACUUUGGUCAGCUUCUUUGAGACCUGCAACGCUGAUCCAAGUCACUGGGAGAAAAUCUCUGAUGGAGGGCUUAAGCGAAUCUAUGAAAGGUACACAUGGAAGAAGUACUCAGAGAGGCUGCUUACGCUGGCUGGUGUCUAUUCAUUCUGGAAACAUGUGUCUAAGCUUGAAAGGAGAGAAACACGACGUUACCUAGAGAUGUUUUACUCUCUCAAGUAUCGUGAUCUGGCCAAUUCAAUCCCACUGGCAACUGAUGAGCAUUGAGCAAGCUAUGGUUGGAUUCUAAUACUUGCUGCACUCCCUGUUGUGUGUUUCUGUUAUCUUUGAAUAAAUAAGCUAUUGUCGGCUUUUGUUUCCAUGACUAGUUUGGUUUUCAGACUUUUCCUGUUGUUUUCUUGAUAUGAAUAACAAGUAUCGUUGAGUUCUAAGCUCGGCAUUAAAUAA